This is a messenger RNA of Coffea eugenioides, 1172 nucleotides long. Its product is annotated as RNA-binding protein 48. Gene Ontology annotation, cellular component: nucleoplasm. The record is from RefSeq and is a predicted model, not a curated record. Lineage: Eukaryota; Viridiplantae; Streptophyta; Magnoliopsida; Gentianales; Rubiaceae. The transcript is spliced from 3 exons. Gene Ontology annotation, molecular function: RNA binding. The coding region runs from base 273 to 926 and encodes 217 amino acids.
UAACCCAUUUCCCCAUUUUUACACGCGUGCUCCGGAGUUCGUCUAUUCUUUUCCUCCGGCGACCCAUAUAUACCGCCACCUUGCCCUCCUUCCAUGAAUUAUUCCUUUCUCGUCUCUUUGCCGCCCAUUCUUGUGUUCAGAGUGAUUGAUUGUGGUCGUCAACACACAGGCAAAAAGCCCUGCCUGGUCUUCCUCUUCCUCAUCCGAGGGAGGAUGACUGAAUUAGUAUAAGGUUGUUGAAGUAGAGGGCAAAAGGAAGGUUUAAGGGUAUUAUGCCUCGUUACCGUGGCGAGCCUCCUGGUGUUCGAGUUUAUACAGUUUGCGAUGAAUCUAAGUACCUGGUUGUCAAGAAUGUUCCAGCAUUGGGUUGUGGUGAUGAAUUGUUGAGACUUUUCUCAACAUAUGGACAGAUUGAAGAAUGCAAGCCAAUGGAUGCUGAAGAUUGUGAGCCCUUUACCGAUGUUUACUGGAUUAAGUUUCAUCAGGUUGACAAUGCUAGGUUUGCUAAAAGGAAGUUGGAUGAGUUUGUUUUUCUGGGGAACAGGCUGCAGGUUUCGUAUGCACCUGAUUUUGAGAGCUUGUCUGAUACCAAGGAGAAAUUAGAAGGGAGGAGAAAUGAAGUUCUUGCACGGUUGAAACCUAGGAGCUCCAAUGCCUCUGCAGCGUACGGUCAUGGGCCAUCAGCUAGAGAUCAGUCAUUGGGGUUACAACAACGGGAAUUUGGUGACUCCCAUUACACUGCUAGAAGUGGAGGUUCUGCUUCCAUGACUCAUGUUUCUUCUGACAAGGAGUAUUUCCCAUUGCAAUCUAUGAAUCAAACAGUUCGCCUGGUUAGAGAGAAACUUAAUGAGAUACAAUCAAGCACUGACAAUUCAGAGGUUCAGUCGUCUAAAAGACCACGUGUUGACAAUAGGAGGAGAAUCUAAUGUUCUUGAAAGAGUUCUGUCCUUUGUCCAAGCUCAGGUGAUAUCAUGAUGUGGGACAAAUUUGUUUAAUAUUUACUUCUUUGGUAGGAUCCUCGUGACUGCUGUAGAGAUGUGAAAUUGCAUUUGGAGGUCAACAAAUGUAAAUCUGCUGGCCCUCUUUAGGAAAAGGACAAAGGGCUGCAACAAUUCUAAGUUGCUAAGGGCUUCAACCUUUUUCUCCUGUUUAAGUUGAAAUCUUUUAAAUCA